GUAUACCUCUGGUUCAUGGAUGUCAGAAAAUAUUCUACAGAACUAGAAAAUAAACUUAAAGGAUCAGGGAGUUAAAGCAAUUUUUCUAUGAGGAAAUGCCAUAACUCUUCAGGGAUAUUAUACAGAUUUUUAUUCACUGAGUGAAUAAAACAACAAGAAGAUUUUUUCUCCCUCUUUCAUAUUCCUAGAACUUAGCAUCAUCCAAUGAAGCUAAUUGGCAGGAGAAUCAAGACAGCUAAAAGAAAGUAUUAAUUCAUGCAGCACAUUGUUGAAUCUGUAAUGAAUGGGCUAAUUGGGACUUUUCACCUCUGUCUGUCUCUUAACACACAUUAACAUAUAUAUUUGUUUUCCACAGUUUGCAAUUUUAUGUCUCAUGAGAAGUGCCUGAAGUAUGUGAAGAUACCAUGUUCAUCUAUUGCUCCAAAUCUUGUAAGGGUUCCAGUUGCACAUUGUUUAGGACCUGUAGGUCAUUACAAGAGGAAAUUCUGUUCUGUGUGCAGAAAGCAACUGGAAAGUCCAGCAUUCCGCUGUGAAGUGUGUGAGCUACACGUCCACACAGACUGUGCCCCAUUUGCUUGCAGUGAUUGCCGUCAGUGCCAUCAAGACGGUCAUCAAAAUCAUGAUAUGUAUCACCAUCACUGGAGGGAGGGAAACCUUCCGUCAGGCUCACGAUGCAAAGUCUGUAAGAAAACCUGUGGCUCUUCUGAAGUGCUCUCGGGUAUGAGAUGUGAAUGGUGUGGCAUCCUGGCUCAUGCUGCUUGCUAUGUGAUUGUGCCUCCAGAAUGUACUUUUGGAAGAUUAAGGAACAUGAUUCUUCCCCCCAAUUGUGUGCGAUUAUUUUCUCGGAACUUCAGUAAAAUGCACUGUUUCAGAAUAUCAGAAAGCAUACAAACAGAGCCAGACGAUGAUGAUGAUGGUGAUAAUUCCACACAAUUAUCACUAAAAGAAUCCCAGGUUUCAGCAGAUUCAAGUAAACAAAUAUUAAAAAUAUAUGAUGGGAAUGAUGCUGUAAAACGUAAUCAAUAUCGGCUUAUUACCAUUCCAAGGAUUGCAAAAAAUGAAGAAGUUGUGGAGGCUGCACUGAGGGCAUACUACAUCAGUGAUGAUCAACAAGAUUACGAACUCCAGACAUUCACUCAGCAGGCCUUGUUUUGUGACGACAUCAUUAAUAGGAACGAUACCAUUGAAGAGGCGCAGCCUGGGUCUGUAUUCCGAGAAGCAGUUCCUGAGGCUUGGGUUAUCAGAGCUAAACCUAAGGAGAAUGAAGUCAUAAAGAUUUAUCCUGGCUGGCUGAAGGUUGGAGUGGCCUGUGUCUCAAUACGCAUAAAUAAGGGAAGUACUACCGAAAUGGUGAUUAAAGAAGUUCUCCCACUACUUGGAUACCAGUCAGAUUGCUUCCAAAGCUUCAAAUUGGUGGAGGUUCUGAUGAGCUCCAAGCAAGUUCAGCGAAUGGUGCUGGAUGAUCAUGAAUCAAUUAUCAGCAGAUUACAAGACAUCAGAAAGACAUCAUUACGUCAGAUGAACCAAACAAGAUUUUACAUUGUAGAAAACAAUAUAUCAACUGUGUGUGUCCAUCUGUUUGUUGGUGGUCUACCACUUCAUCUUCCUCCGGACGAAUACACAAAAAUACUCAAAGAUGAAUUAGCCAUCAAAACAAAUUUAGUUUCUGUGAGUCACAUAUAUUCAUCUCAAGGUGCUGUUGUACUAGAAAUUUCUUGUUUUUCUGAAGCUGAAAGACUGUAUAUGUUAGCUAAAGACACUUCUGUCAAUGACAAGGCAUUAACUGCAGUUAUUCUCCCUGAAAUUCUGGUAAGAUCCAUUGGCUGUCUAUA
Molecule: messenger RNA, 1832 nt
Organism: Python bivittatus (Burmese python)
Lineage: Eukaryota; Metazoa; Chordata; Lepidosauria; Squamata; Pythonidae
Source: RefSeq, a predicted model, not a curated record